AUGGACCGGGUCAUUUUUUGGGCCCGGUACAUCGACGAUGUCUUUUUCAUAUGGCAAGGCACCUCUGAAGCUUUGGGAUCCUUUAUGGACAAUCUCAACGAGAAUAAGUACAACAUCCAUUUGACCUACAAAUACAAUACGAAACAAAUCGAGUUUUCGGAUGUUUUAAUUAAAUGUGAUCCAUCAGGCUAUUUACAAACCAACAUAUAUAGAAAGGAAACUGCUGUCAACGCGCUUUUACAUGCGUCAUCUUCCCACUCUCCUCAGACAAUUGAAGCUAUACCAACUGGUCAGUUUAUCAGGAUCAGAAGAGUUUGUUCCACCGACGAGGAUUUUGAGAUCCAGUCGGAUAUUUUGCGACAACGUUUCCUGGAAAGAGGUUACAGCAAAAGAUCAGUAAAGAGAGCGUAUAAUCGGGCCAAACACUCGGCACGACAAGAUCUCAUUUAUCCUAAAAUAAAGAAGGAAACAUCUGACAUGAUUGCUGUAGUCUGUUGCACUAGUCUACCUGAUGAAGAAAAAGAAACAAAGAAAGAAUCCCCAGGAAAGCCUGAUGGAACUAUUAAAAUCCCAUGGAAUGAGCUUUGGGAGUUUGGGAUUCCAAAAGAAGCUGAUCAACCAUGUCUAAAGAAAUCACGUUUGUUUGUCACCUUCAACUUGGUCGCUGCAGCACAAGAAAUGAUUCUUUACAGUAUUAGGAAAUUUCAGAUAUUGGUCUACUAUUCAAUUAUUCUGUUGACUGGCUUAAAAGGUUCUUUACAAAGUGACAUUGAAGAGAGGCUUUUCCAUAAGCUCUUCAUGCAUUACAACCAGCAUAUAAGGCCAGUUGAAAAUGUGUCUGAUCCUGUUAUGGUGCACUUUGAGGUGGCAAUAACUCAGCUUGUUAAUGUGGAUGAAGUCAAUCAAAUCCUGGAGACCAACUUGUGGCUUCGGCAUAUCUGGAAUGACUAUAAGCUGAAGUGGAAUCCUGUGGAUUAUGAUGGGAUUGAAUUUAUGCGUGUGCCCGCAGACAAAAUUUGGAAACCUGACAUUGUUUUGUAUAAUAAUGCUGUCGGAGACUUUCAGGUUGAAGGAAAAACAAAGGCUUUACUUAAAUACAAUGGUUUGAUAAAUUGGUCUCCACCAGCAAUUUUCAAGAGUUCAUGCCCCAUGGAUAUAACUUUUUUUCCAUUUGACCAUCAGAACUGUUCAAUGAAAUUUGGGUCAUGGUCAUAUGAUAAGGCAAAAAUUGAUCUUUCUAUCAUUGGGUCAAAAGUUGACAUGAAAGAUUUUUGGGAGAACAGUGAAUGGGAAAUAAUAGAUGCUGCUGGGUACAAACAUGAUAUCAAAUAUAACUGUUGUGAAGAGAUCUACACAGAUAUAACUUACUCAUUUUACAUCAGAAGACUCCCUAUGUUCUACACCAUAAAUUUAAUUAUGCCAUGCCUCUUUAUUUCAUUUUUAACUGUGUUAGUCUUCUAUCUUCCAUCUGAUUGUGGGGAGAAGGUCACCCUUUGCAUCUCAGUGCUACUUUCCUUGACUGUGUUCCUCCUGGUUAUCACUGAGACAAUACCAUCAACUUCUCUUGUAAUCCCACUUGUUGGGGAGUACCUGUUAUUCACCAUGAUAUUCGUAACCUUAUCUAUUGUGGUAACAGUAUUUGUGCUCAAUAUCCAUUAUCGGACCCCAACAACACACAAAAUGCCCAGGUGGGUAAGAGAUGUAUUUUUAAAAUGUCUACCUAAACUACUUAUGAUGAGAAAGACUAUAGAGAAGAAAGAUCGACCGUGCUCUAAAAGAACAAAGAAGAGAACAUAUGGCAAGACAGCUAAACUUGUAGACUCCCAAUGCAGAGAUUUAGAAGUAUUUGAAGAUGAAACACGUUAUCAUUGCAUGAAAUCAAAGGAACAAAGUGCCAGGAGCAGGAGAAGACAGCACCAUGAAUCCCGUAAUGUAAUUCAGCAGUCUCCUGCAGAAAUGAGAGAUGUUGUUGAGAGCAUUCAGUUCAUGGCAGAAAACAUCAAAGAUCAUAAUGAGAGAAAAGAGGAAGAAGAUGACUGGAAGUACGUUGCUAUGGUCAUUGACAGAGUCUUUCUCUGGGUGUUCAUAAUCCUGUGUGUUCUAGGGACCACUGGGUUAUUUCUGCAGCCAAUGAUAGAUUCCCAUAAAACAUAG
Molecule: messenger RNA, 2154 nt
Organism: Bufo bufo (common toad)
Lineage: Eukaryota; Metazoa; Chordata; Amphibia; Anura; Bufonidae
Product: neuronal acetylcholine receptor subunit alpha-6-like
Exons: 9
Coding region: 1-2154 (717 amino acids)
Biological process (GO): signal transduction; chemical synaptic transmission; nervous system process
Cellular component (GO): neuron projection; synapse; postsynaptic membrane
Molecular function (GO): transmembrane signaling receptor activity; acetylcholine-gated monoatomic cation-selective channel activity
Source: RefSeq, a predicted model, not a curated record